Molecule: messenger RNA, 2591 nt
Organism: Cavia porcellus (domestic guinea pig)
Lineage: Eukaryota; Metazoa; Chordata; Mammalia; Rodentia; Caviidae
Gene: Kin
Product: Kin17 DNA and RNA binding protein
Exons: 13
Coding region: 1-1383 (460 amino acids)
Biological process (GO): DNA replication; DNA damage response
Cellular component (GO): nucleus
Molecular function (GO): double-stranded DNA binding
Source: RefSeq, a predicted model, not a curated record
AUGCGCCCUUCCCAACCUCGCUCGCUCUGUCAGUCUCGUUUCCUCGCGCCUGAAAGAAGUCUCGCGAUCUUUGGUGACUUGCUCUUUCCAGGACCUACCCUUUUCUGGCUGUCAGUUUUGUCCCGCCUACCGCUACAUUCUACUUCCGCUUCCGAUCGACGUGGUUGCUUUCUCCUGGAAGUGGUCACCUCGGUGGUCGUAAUGGGGAAGUCAGACUUUCUUACCCCCAAGGCUAUCGCCAAUAGGAUUAAAUCCAAAGGGCUUCAGAAGCUGCGCUGGUAUUGCCAGAUGUGUCAGAAGCAAUGCCGGGACGAGAAUGGCUUUAAGUGUCAUUGUAUGUCAGAAUCUCAUCAGAGACAGCUAUUGCUGGCUUCAGAAAAUCCUCAGCAGUUUAUGGAUUAUUUUUCAGAGGAAUUCCGCAAUGACUUUUUAGAACUUCUCAGGAGACGCUUUGGCACCAAACGAGUCCAUAACAAUAUUGUCUACAAUGAGUACAUCAGCCACCGAGAACAUAUUCAUAUGAAUGCUACUCAGUGGGAAACACUGACUGACUUUACUAAGUGGCUGGGCAGAGAAGGCCUGUGCAAAGUGGAUGAGACCCCUAAAGGUUGGUAUAUUCAGUACAUAGACAGGGACCCAGAGACCAUUCGCCGGCAGCUCGAGCUAGAGAAGAAGAAAAAGCAGGACCUUGAUGAUGAAGAAAAAACCGCCAAAUUUAUUGAAGAACAAGUGCGAAGAGGUCUGGAAGGGAAGGAGCAGGAGGCCCCUGUCUUUACAGAAUUAAGCAGAGAAAAUGAUGAAGAGAAAGUUACAUUUAAUCUGAAUAAAGGAGCAUGUAGUUCAUCAGGAGCAACAACUUCCAAAUCAAGUUCUUUGGGGCCAAGUGCACUGAAGACGCUCGGGAGUACAGCAUCAGUGAAACGAAAAGAAACUUCCCAGAGCUCAGCUCAGUCUAAAGAAAAGAAGAAAAAGAAAUCUGCACUUGAUGAAAUCAUGGAGAUUGAAGAGGAAAAGAAAAGAACUUCUCGAACAGACUAUUGGCUACAACCUGAAAUUAUCGUGAAAAUUAUAACCAAAAAACUUGGAGAGAAAUACCAUAAGAAAAAGGGUAUUGUUAAGGAAGUAAUUGACAGAUAUACAGCCGUUGUAAAGAUGAUUGAUUCUGGAGACAAGCUGAAACUUGACCAGACUCAUUUAGAGACAGUAAUUCCAGCACCAGGAAAAAGAAUUCUAGUUUUAAAUGGAGGUUACAGAGGAAAUGAAGGUACCCUAGAAUCCAUCAAUGAAAAGACUUUUUCAGCUACUAUAGUCAUUGAAACUGGCCCUUUAAAAGGACGCAGAGUUGAAGGAAUUCAAUAUGAAGACAUUUCUAAACUUGCCUAAGUUGGAAAAUUUGUUAACGCAUUAAAAUCCUAAAACAUCACAUUGGUGUUUGCUAAAAGUAUUAUGAGACUCUACUGUGUUAGAGUAUGUCUUUGUAUAAAACAAAUAGACUUAUUUAGAUAUUAUUGUACAGGUAUUUAAAUGUAUAGAAAGUUCUAAUUAUGUGUUCUAAAGUAUCAAUUUUGACCUUGUUUAAUACUGUAUAAUAUGAAGUGUUUCUUUGAUUUUUUUAUCUUCAUUAAAAAUAUUGUAAAAUGUUUUGUAUAAGACAAUGUAGAAUUCUGUAAUUGGAGGAAAUUUUCAUGUACUCUAAAAUUUAUAUUUGCAGUAGUAGAAUAGUAAUGUUGAACUGUAAUACACAUAUCAUUAAAAUUUUAAAAGCCUAUGCUAUAAUAGCACCUUUAUUAUGAUAUAAUUCACACACCAUACAAUUUAUUCAUUUAGAAUGUACAAUUCAUUGAUUUCUAGUAUAUUUACAGAGAUGUAUAACCAUUUUUACUAUUUAAUUUUUGAGUGUAUAUUUUGUCACUCCCAAAACAAACCCUACACACAUUCAAUCACUGUUGUCACCCCAUGCCCAUUGCUGGCAGUGAAUUGUUUUGUUUUGUUCGUGAUACUGGAAAUUGAAUCUGGGGCCUCGCUUUCCAGGCAGGUAAUGUGCAGCUGAGCUACAUCCCUAGCCCAAGGCAAUGAUUGAUAGCCUUUCUAUCUCUUUAGAUUUGCCUGUUCUAAACAUUUUGAAUAAAUGGAGUAAGCUGUGGGGUUUUAUUUAUUUAUUUUUACAAUGGGUAUCUUUACACUUAGCCUAAUGUUUGCAAGACUCAUCCACAUCAUAACGUGUGGCUAUACCACAUUUUGCUUGUCUACUCAUUGGUUGAUGGACUUGUUGGACACUACUAUGACGUUUGUUUAUGAGACUUUCCGAGGACAUAUACUUUGAAUUCCCAGUGGUAGAAUUGCAGUCUCACUAUGAGUUAUACCAUAUUUAAUAUUUUGAGGAACUUCCAGUUUUACAUAGUACUUAUAUCACGUUAGCAAUGUUUGAACUGUAUAUUGUUAAACAAAUACGGAACAUGUUUUGAGAUACAAAAGAUUGGAAACCUACCUCAUACUUCUUUAUACCUCUCCCUACGUGCAUGUGCACACACAAGAAAUUUGCAGUGUGAUGAACUGAAAAAUAAACAGAUGCAGCGGGAUGUAAAUGUGAA